AUUAUGCAUCCCUAAAAGACCACUAUAUAAGGAGUAUUAUUGUAUUCUUUCUACAAUAUACCAUCAUUACUUUAAAAGAAGUGUCUUUCAUCAUUCAUUCUUUUUCCGAUUACUCAACCAAAGUUUUAUUUUCUAAUCCCAUCUCACUCUAUUUUCAAACAUUGAUAGGAUGGGGUCGAAUGUUAAUGUUUCCGAACCAAAAAUGGAUAGCAAAAAAUUUGAUUUUCCGCCCGGUUUUCGAUUUCACCCGACCGACAUAGAGCUCAUAAAUCAUUACCUUGUUAAGAAGGUUCAUGACAAUAGCUUCUCUGCUAUUGCUAUUGCUGAAGUUGAUAUGAACAAGUGUGAACCAUGGGAUUUGCCAGAAUUGGCAAAAAUGGGAGAAUCAGAAUGGUAUUAUUUUUGUGUGAGGGACAAAAAAUAUUCGACUGGUCAAAGAGCAAAUAGGGUCACUAAUGUUGGUUAUUGGAAGGCAUCAGGAAGAGAUAAGGAAAUUUAUGAUAAAAAUUUAUUGAUUGGGAUGAAGAAAACAUUAGUUUUCUAUAAAGGAAGAGCUCCAAAUAGUGUAAAAACUAGUUGGGUCAUGCAUGAAUAUAGAUUGGAGGGUAACACACUUUCUAAGGACAUUUUAUCAAAAAGAGGAAAGGGUGAAUGGGUUAUCAGCAGAAUCCAUGAGAAGGAAAGAUCUGAAAAGAAAAUGUAUGGUCCAAAACUUGGAAGAUUUAACUCCUUUAGAGAAGAACCAUCAAAUACUAAUGAAUUUAAUUUGAUGGAUUGUUCUCCACACACUAAUGGUGAGUCCUCUUAUGUGAUCAAUCCAUUCACCAUUCCAAAUCAAAUACAAGACAACAAUAUAGUUGACAACAAUGAAGCUAGUAUCAUGAAUAUUUCAUUCUCUUCAAAACAAAUUGAUGAUUAUCCUUUCGUUGAAGAAACACAAAACCAUUUCUUGCCCCAAGAACAAACUAUGUUGAGGAUGCAAUUGGAGAAUGAAAAUUAUGGAUUAAAUUCAAUGCAAAGUCUUCAACAUGAUUUUUCUUCUGGGAGAGAUCUUGAUACUGAUAUCUCAUCAAUUAUAUAUGAAGAUGACAUGUUUCCAAUGUGGUGUGGAAAUCAAGAAUUGCUACCCGAUUUUACUGGUCCUGUGAUCACCGAUAACUUGUGGAAUUAUUAAUGAAAUAAGGAUCAAAAAUAUCAUGUGAUGAUGUUAUUAUUAUAUAAAUAAAAUAUGUGCUGUAUAAUUAUAUUUAAGAGUGGAAAAACUGAUAUUAAUGUGUAUGUUUCUCCUUUA
Molecule: messenger RNA, 1291 nt
Organism: Lathyrus oleraceus (garden pea)
Lineage: Eukaryota; Viridiplantae; Streptophyta; Magnoliopsida; Fabales; Fabaceae
Product: NAC domain-containing protein 92
Exons: 4
Coding region: 170-1174 (334 amino acids)
Biological process (GO): regulation of DNA-templated transcription
Molecular function (GO): DNA binding
Source: RefSeq, a predicted model, not a curated record